Molecule: messenger RNA, 1533 nt
Organism: Eutrema salsugineum
Lineage: Eukaryota; Viridiplantae; Streptophyta; Magnoliopsida; Brassicales; Brassicaceae
Exons: 3
Coding region: 1-1533 (510 amino acids)
Molecular function (GO): acetylglucosaminyltransferase activity
Source: RefSeq, a predicted model, not a curated record
AUGGGAGACGAUAAGAAAGAUCAAAAGCCUUUUUCUUACGAGAAAGCUAAAACCUUUUCGUGUAACUCACAUUCUUCUUUUUAUCGGCUGUUGACGAAGCUAAUCUUAACGUUCGCCAUUAUAUUCUCUAUCCAGUUCGUUUUCUUCCCUCUCAAUUUCAUCUCCACUUCUCCGCCUCGAUCUCUGAUCAAAAUCGCGGUUUCACCCGUCGGAUCCGGACCCGGGUCCGAAUCGGGUCAAAAGCCGGAGCAAACCGAAAUAAAGCACGUAGUUUUCGGGAUCGCGGCGUCAGCGAAACUGUGGAAACACCGAAGAGAGUACGUGAAGCUGUGGUGGAAACCGGACGGAGAAAUGAAGGGCGUAGUAUGGCUAGACAAACACAUUGACCAAAACGGCACCGUCUCAGCCGGAUUGCCUCCUAUCAGAAUCUCCUCCGACACGGCGAGGUUUAAGUAUAAAUACCCAAAGGGUAACCGAUCGGCGAUCAGACUCACACGAAUCGUCUCCGAGACAGUGAGGCUCUUGAACGGAACAGAGUCUGAGAAAAACGUCAGGUGGAUUGUCAUGGGAGACGACGACACCGUGUUUUUCCCCGACAACUUGGUUAGGGUUUUGAGAAAAUACGAUCACAGUCAGUUCUAUUACAUCGGAAGCUCGUCGGAGAGUCAUAUCCAGAAUCUGAAGUUCUCUUAUGGGAUGGCUUAUGGAGGUGGAGGAUUUGCCAUCAGCUAUCCCUUGGCUAAGGCUUUGGAGAAGAUGCAAGAUCGGUGUAUCCAGAGGUACCCGGAAUUGUACGGCUCCGAUGAUCGGAUUCAUGCUUGUAUGGCGGAGCUCGGUGUUCCUUUGACUAGAGAAGUUGGCUUUCAUCAGUUUGAUUUAUUCGGGAAACUUCUGGGCCUAUUAUCGGCCCAUCCGCUGGCUCCGAUAGUCUCGAUGCAUCACCUAGACAUAGUGGAUCCGGUAUUCCCAAACAUGGGCCGAGUCAACGCGAUGAGACGUUUCAUGGUUCCAGCCGAACUCGACUCGGCAAGCCUCACGCAGCAAUCAAUCUGCUACGAUACGGCUCACCGAUGGACCGUGUCCGUCUCCUGGGGAUACACAGUCCAGAUCACACGUGGCGUGUUGUCAGCAAGAGAGAUGGUGAUCCCCACGCGCACUUUCAUCGACUGGUAUAAACGCGCCGAUGAUAAAAGCUAUGCUUUUAACACGCGUCCCUUCAGCAAAAGCGCGUGUCAACGCCCGCGCGUGUACUAUCUUUCUAACGCGCUUCCAGAUUCGGCCUUACACAGAACUGCGAGCGAGUACGUGAGGUGGUAUGACAUGUGGGAUCCUGAAUGUGAUUGGGAUAUGUCGGAUCCUUCUCUAAUCGAUCGGGUCAUAGUCUAUAAAAAACCCGACCCGGAUAGAUGGGAUAAAAAUAAGGCUCCGAGAAGAGAUUGCUGUAGGGUAUUGCCUACAAAAAGGAAUGGGACGAUGGUAAUCGAUGUUGGAGCAUGUAAAGAUGAUGAAUUUAUUGAAUUCUCCGUCAAAUAG